Messenger RNA from Homo sapiens (human), 12719 nucleotides. It is a transcript of the gene ANKS1B, whose product is annotated as ankyrin repeat and sterile alpha motif domain containing 1B. The record is from RefSeq and is a predicted model, not a curated record. NCBI's taxonomy places the organism in Eukaryota, Metazoa, Chordata, Mammalia, Primates, Hominidae. Bases 700 to 3501 code for a protein of 933 amino acids. Gene Ontology annotation, cellular component: Cajal body; cytoplasm; postsynaptic density. The transcript is spliced from 18 exons.
AGCCCGCCACCCAACUCGGGCCGCACCAGGGGCCGCACCUGCCCGCGCGCACACGCCCCCCGCGCGCCAGGCCUCGCCGCCGCCGCCGCCCUCGGCACGCGCCCGCUGCGGCUGCCCCCCACCGCCCUGCCUCGGCGCGGGCCACAGCGCACGAGCCGCCGCCGCCGCCGCCGCGCUCCUCCCCGCCGCGGACGCCGCCCCCGCGUAACCGCCGAGGAAGCCGAGGCGAGCCCGGGUCGGGCGCGAGGGCGCGCGGGCCGCUGCUGCCACCGCGGGUGUUCCCUGCGCUCCCGCUCCAGCUAGGACUCUCUCUGCCGCCUCCUCCUCCUCCUCCGACCUCAGUCCUCACCACCCUCCUCCCGCUCCUCAAAAGCACCCCCGAGUCCCCACCCCCUCACGCCGCACCCGCGGGAACGAGGCCUUGGGAAUUCAGGGGAGUGGCUGUGGGGGCGCGUCGCGGCUCCCAGCUCGGCCAGCCCCUCUUUCAAGACAUGGUCUGAUCCCCAUUGUAAAAGCUGCGCCCCGAAGAGGAGGAGAGAGUCGUGCUCCCUGCCUGGGGCUGCAGGGAGCUCUCCGUGCUGAAGCUCUUGCAUUAUUUUAGGGUGGGGCGAAGAGGGCCCUGGAUUUUGGGGAGUGGGGGUGGGUGGGGAGGAGGACCCGAGGGGGGCAAGGACUCUGUGGGGGAGUCGGUGAGAGACUAUGGGGAAGGACCAGGAGCUGCUGGAAGCUGCUCGCACUGGAAAUGUGGCUCUGGUGGAGAAACUCCUGUCUGGCAGGAAAGGAGGGAUCCUGGGCGGUGGAUCCGGACCCCUGCCCCUGUCUAAUCUGCUAAGCAUCUGGCGAGGCCCCAAUGUGAACUGCACAGACAGUUCGGGUUACACUGCUUUACACCACGCAGCCUUAAAUGGACAUAAGGACAUAGUUCUCAAACUACUUCAGUAUGAGGCAUCAACAAAUGUAGCAGACAACAAAGGGUAUUUUCCUAUUCACCUGGCUGCCUGGAAAGGAGAUGUGGAAAUUGUGAAGAUUCUUAUUCAUCAUGGACCAUCACAUUCCAGGGUCAAUGAACAGAACAAUGAAAAUGAAACUGCCCUACACUGUGCAGCUCAAUAUGGACACUCAGAAGUAGUUGCUGUUCUCCUAGAAGAGCUCACUGACCCGACAAUUAGAAAUAGCAAGCUGGAAACACCUUUGGACUUGGCGGCACUCUACGGACGGCUUAGAGUGGUAAAAAUGAUCAUCAGUGCACAUCCUAACUUAAUGAGCUGCAACACUCGCAAGCACACGCCACUUCACCUUGCUGCGCGCAAUGGCCACAAAGCAGUCGUGCAGGUGCUGCUGGAGGCAGGAAUGGAUGUGAGCUGUCAAACAGAAAAGGGGAGUGCACUUCAUGAAGCAGCUUUGUUUGGAAAGGUGGAUGUUGUACGAGUUCUGUUAGAAACAGGAAUUGAUGCCAACAUAAAGGAUAGCUUAGGUAGAACUGUCUUGGACAUUCUGAAAGAACAUCCAUCUCAGAAAUCUCUCCAGAUUGCAACACUCUUACAAGAGUAUUUAGAAGGCGUGGGAAGAUCUACAGUCCUCGAAGAGCCUGUACAGGAAGAUGCAACACAAGAAACACACAUUUCAUCUCCUGUUGAGUCUCCUUCCCAAAAGACCAAAAGUGAAACCGUCACUGGAGAAUUAUCAAAACUCUUGGAUGAAAUAAAACUCUGUCAAGAAAAGGAUUAUUCGUUUGAAGACUUGUGCCACACAAUAUCAGACCACUACUUAGAUAAUUUGAGCAAGAUUUCAGAGGAAGAACUUGGGAAAAAUGGAAGCCAGAGUGUAAGAACCUCAUCUACAAUCAAUUUGUCACCAGGAGAAGUGGAAGAAGAGGAUGAUGAUGAAAAUACGUGUGGGCCAUCAGGACUUUGGGAAGCAUUAACUCCGUGUAAUGGAUGUAGGAACCUUGGCUUCCCCAUGCUUGCCCAGGAGUCCUAUCCAAAGAAGAGAAAUUACACUAUGGAAAUUGUACCAUCUGCUUCUCUGGAUACAUUUCCUUCAGAAAAUGAGAACUUUCUGUGUGAUCUCAUGGACACAGCUGUUACAAAGAAACCUUGCUCCUUAGAAAUUGCAAGGGCACCUUCCCCAAGAACUGAUAAUGCCUCUGAGGUAGCAGUUACUACUCCAGGAACUAGUAACCAUAGAAACAGCUCAACAGGCCCAACACCUGAUUGUUCACCUCCAUCCCCUGAUACUGCCCUCAAAAAUAUUGUAAAAGUCAUUCGACCCCAGCCUAAACAGCGAACAUCCAUUGUGUCUUCUCUGGAUUUUCACCGAAUGAAUCACAACCAAGAAUAUUUUGAAAUCAACACAUCUACAGGGUGCACAAGCUUUACUGCCAGUCCUCCUGCUAGUCCACCCACCUCUUCUGUGGGAACCACAGAAGUCAAGAAUGAGGGAACUAACCAUACAGAUGACCUCUCCCGACAGGAUGACAAUGAUCCCCCAAAAGAAUAUGAUCCUGGGCAAUUUGCAGGCCUGCUCCAUGGAUCCUCUCCAGCCUGUGAGUCCCCUGAAAAUCCAUUUCAUCUCUAUGGGAAAAGAGAACAAUGUGAAAAAGGACAAGAUGAAGUCAGUUUGGCAAACAGUCCUUUGCCUUUCAAGCAGUCUCCAAUAGAAAAUAACUCAGAACCUUUGGUAAAGAAAAUUAAACCCAAAGUGGUCAGUAGAACAAUUUUUCACAAAAAAAGCAACCAACUCGAAAACCAUACCAUUGUUGGCACAAGAUCAACCAGGAGUGGAUCUCGGAAUGGGGACCAGUGGGUUAUGAACGCAGGGGGAUUUGUGGAGAGAGCCUGUACUCUGGGGAGAAUAAGGUCAUUGCCUAAAGCCUUGAUCGACAUGCAUUUGUCAAAAAGUGUCUCUAAAUCUGAUUCUGAUCUCAUUGCCUAUCCUUCCAAUGAGAAAACAUCAAGAGUUAACUGGAGUGAAUCUUCCACUGCUGAACACAGUUCUAAAGGGAAUUCUGAAAGAACACCAUCCUUCACAUCGGAAUGGGAAGAAAUUGACAAAAUAAUGAGUUCCAUAGAUGUUGGAAUCAACAACGAACUUAAAGAGAUGAAUGGUGAGACCACAAGACCCAGAUGCCCUGUCCAAACAGUGGGACAAUGGUUGGAAAGCAUUGGGCUACCUCAGUACGAGAACCACCUGAUGGCUAAUGGAUUUGACAAUGUGCAGUUUAUGGGAAGCAAUGUUAUGGAAGAUCAGGAUUUGUUGGAAAUUGGAAUCCUUAAUUCUGGGCACAGACAAAGAAUUCUACAGGCAAUCCAGCUCCUUCCAAAGAUGAGACCCAUUGGGCAUGAUGGCUACCAUCCCACCUCUGUAGCUGAGUGGCUGGAUUCCAUUGAACUGGGCGACUACACCAAAGCCUUUCUAAUUAAUGGCUACACUUCGAUGGACCUGUUGAAAAAAAUCUGGGAGGUUGAACUUAUUAAUAAAAUCACUCUGGGAGCUAUGUGAAGGAUCGAUUGGAGACUGGGAAACCAGGUAGGAGAAGAUUUACAUAUAAUCCAGGUGAGAGACAAUGAGAGCAUAAAUCCAAAAAAGCAGCAGUGAAGACGGAGGGGGGAGAUGGGUUCUAGAGAUGGUUUGGAAGUGGGGUUGGUAAGAUUUGGUGACCAAUUAGAUAUGGAGAUGAGGAAAUGGAAGGAAUGAAGUGUGACUGCCAGCUUACAUGCCUAGUGGUGCCCACUCACCACAGUCACAAAGAGGGAGACCAGGCUUGGGAUAAAGAGAGUGCGUUCCAUUUUAGACAUGGUGUGGCUCUAGAGAACAUUUAAGGGAAGAUGGCCAGCACAUUGUCAGAUCUCUAGGCCUGGAAUUCAGGCAGACCUGGGCCUUGGUCAGAAGAGUCUGAUUUCCAAUGUCACAUCCCAAAGUGCUUCACAUUAUGAGGAAGUAGACAAAAAGUUGAUUUAUGUUUAAGGGAGUUAAACACUUGAUUAAGAUCCUGGUUAUUCGUUCAUUCCACCAAUAUUCAACUGCCUCCUCAAUAUCUCCACUUGUCUAAAAGAUAUGUCAAACUCAACAUUGCCAAAGCUAAGUUCCUAAUCUUCCCUAAAAAAGACUUCUCCACCGCAGCCUUCCCCCAUCUCACUUGAUGGCAGCUGCAUCUUUCUAGUUGCUUAGGCCAAAAAUCUUAAAUGCCUGGAUCCUGGAUGCCUCUCUGUCUCUCAUAUGCCAAAUUCAAUCUUUCAGCAAAUCCUGUUGGCUGUACUCUCGGAAUAUAUGCAGAAUGUAACUGCCUCUCACCUCUUCCACGGCUGCCUCCCUGGUCUAAGCCACCACCAUCUCCUGUCUGUAUUAUUGCAGUGGCCUUCUAAUUCGUCUUCCCACCUCCACCUUGUCCCCCUUCUGGCUUUUCUCAAUAUUGCAGCCAGAGAGAUCCUAUUGAGAUGUAAUAUCUGACCUCAUCUCUCCUGUCAUUCUCCUGCAAGCUCCUUCUACUUCAAACCCAAAAGACCGUUCUUACUCUUCCCUGUUCAUGCCCACCUCAGCCCUGUACCUGCUGUUCCACUCUCUGGGAAGGUCUUCCCUCAGAUAGCUACAUAAUUUACCUCCUUCAAGUCUUUUCUUAAAUUAUGUUCUCAAAGGUGGUCUUCUCUGGCUUUUUAUUUUAAAGUAUACCUCCCCAAUUCCAAGCCCUCUUCUCUAAUCUUUUUCUGCAGUACUUAUCGUCCUCUAAGUAUAAAUUCCUCUUAUGAUUUUGUUUAUCUUUUUGCUCCACUGGAAUGCAAGUUCCAUAAAGAGAAGGACAUUCAUUUUAAUGCGUGAUUUAUCCCCAGCAUAUAUAAUAGCACUAGAAUAGAAUAUUCUAUUCUAUAGAUACAAUAUAUCAAUAUUUGAUCUCAAUCACUCAACAAACACUUAAAGGAUGAAAGGCAGGAAUAAAGAAAUGGAGGGUGGGCAGGAGGGAGGGAGGGAGGGAAGGAACUGAAGCUCUAUGUCCUGAGCAUUAUCGAGUAUAUACAAAAUUAUAUAAUAUAUGUCCUUGCCCCUCUUUUAGUCUGUUGACAGAAUAAGACACAUUUCCAUGAAGAAAGUUAAGUAGCAGUAUGAGUGCAUGCUGGAGUCAUCUAUAACACUUGUAGUCUUAGAGCUUUUAAGAACCUAGGCUAGUGGAAGAAUAUAGUGACAUCAUCUGUUCUCAUAUUUCUCUCUGGUUAACUAAUGGACAACAUUGCCACAAAGCAGGCAUUUCUCUACUAAGCUUAGCAAAACCUCAUAUGUUUUUCAGACACAAAAUGCAAUUGUGAAAUUACAUGUACCAUCAAGCUACAUAAACACCAUUUUGUUCUACAGUCAUUUACCUUAGCACUCCUAUUGGUUUGCUGACCUUGUUCCAUUUGCAAGGGAGGAGCCCUAAUGGCUCAAUCGCAUCCUAAAGGCUUCACUUCUUAACAGUAUCUCAUUGGCAAUACCUGAAUUUUGAAGAGGUUACAUUCAAACUAUAGCAGCUCAUGCUCACUUUCUAGGAGUCUUGGGAGUUUUUUCCUCCUUUAAAUAGAAAAAGAAAGAGAAGGACACUAAAAUCUAUUUAGUAAGCACCUACUUUACCAUGAAAUUGUGUUUCAGAGAUACUAAAGAAAAAUAAAACAGGUUCGCAGAUUUCAAGGAUCUUGAGGAGUGCAGAUAAGUACAUAAGUUGGUGUUUGGAUUGAGUAUUAUCUAAGUAUCUAAAUGGGACAGACAAGUGUUUCAUGCAUCACUUCAAGGAUCAUGCUAAAAUGCAGAUUUGAAUUCAGCAGGUCUGAGGCAGAGCCCCAAGAUUCAUUUCUAACCAUCUUCCAGGUGGUGACAAUGCUGCUGCUCAUUUAAUGACACUUUGAGCAGCAAAGAUGUAGACAACAAGGGCCAAGAACUUCAGAAUAUGGAUUUAAAUAAUUAGGAAUGGUCAUAUCAAAAAGAUGAGACAUGAGCUGGACCUUGAAGAUGAGAAGUAUCCAAAGGAGUAAACUGGAAAAUAAAAGAACUAAACUGAGGACCAAAGCAAGGCCAUGUAAGAUGCAUUCCAGGACAGUCAACAGAAGAAUUGGAAAAAAAAUUACCAGAGGCAAGUAUUAGACUAGAAAGUUGGAAAGAUCAACUGGAGUCAGCUUGUGGGAGGUUUUGUAUGCCAGGUUGAAGACUAUGGAUUUCAUCCUGUAACAAAAUGAACACCAGUGAAAUUUAAGGAAGAGGAAGAGAAGACCUAGAUCACAAUGUGGUAAUGAAAAUAGAAAGAAAGGAAUGUGCAUGAGGUGGAGGGCUCUAGAGAAAGAGGUAAUCCUUGGCAAAAAAAAAAAAAAAAAAAAAAAAAAAAACCACUCUAGAUUCUCAAAUGGACAUGAUAAACAUUUUGAAGGAAGUAUCAAUAAGACAAAGCCAAUUAAAAAGCUGAAAAUAACAGGCCAGGCAUAGUGGCUCAUUUCUGUAAUUUCAGCAUUUUGGGAGGCCAAGACAGGAGGAUCACUUGAAGCUAGGAGUUCAAGACCAGCCUGGUCAACAUAAGACCCCAUUUCUACAAAAAUUUAAAAAUUAGGCCUAGCGCAGUGGCUCACACCUGUAGUCCCAGCACUUUGGGAGGCCAAGGUGGGUGGAUCACUUGAGAUCAGGAGUUCAAGACCAGCCUGGCCAACAUGGUGAAACCCCAUCUCUACUACAAAUACAAAAAUUAGUUGUGUGUGGUAGCAGGUACCUCUAAUCCCAGCUACUCAGGAGGCUGAGGCAGGAGAAUCGUUUGAACUCAGGAGGCAGAGGUUGCAGUGAGCCAAGAUCACAGCACUGCACUCCAGCCUGGGCAACAGAGUGAGAUUCUGUCUCAAAAAAAAAAAAAAUAGCUGAGUGCAGAGAUGUGUGCUUGUAGUCCUAGCUACUUGGGAGGCUGAGGCAGGAGGAUCACUUGAGCCCCGGAGUUUGAAACUAUAGUGAGCCAUGAUCGCACCACUUCACUCCAGCAUGGGCAGUGGGAUGAGAAGCUGUCUCUUAAAAAAAUAAAGGAAGUUAAAGAUAACAAUGAUUUUGAACUUGGAUGACUAGGAGAAUUAUGGUAGAAAAAUGUAGAUUGAGAAAGGAGUAAGUUUGUUCAGAGAGCAGAUGAUGAGUUUGGAUUUAGAUAUCUGGAUUUUGAAGUGAUGGCAGAAUUCUAAGUGGAAACUUCUGGUAAACCACAAGAGAUGUGAGGUGGAGAGCAGGCAGGGGUCAUCACCAUAGGCAAAGACGUUAGGUAAGUCAGCAGAGUGAUGAUCAUUGAAACCACGAGGCAGGUAUUGAUCGCCGAGGGUCCUGGAUACUGGAGAAGGUCACAGACAGACAGGGCUGAGGAUCAGACCUACAGACGUGUCCUUAUUUAGGGAACAGAGAGAGAGGAGCCUGCAUGCCAAAAGGUGAAAAGAGAAAAUUUCAAAUACUUCAUUAUCUGUGAUGCUUUCACUAAAACAAACUUUUUGACCCACAGGAUUUGACAAUGUGUAAGCACAUUUGUAUUCCAUCCUUAGUGCAGUCAAUGCUACGCUCUGCUAACGUGGCCCCAGGAGGCCAAGGUUCCAGUGCCAGUUUUGUUACCUGCCUGCUCUGUGGCCUUGAAUGACCCACUUUAACCUCUCACCUCAGUGAAAUCACCAUCCAAAAGACGGGGGGAAUACUACACUACUACAAGUCUCACAAAGAUGUUAUGAAAAAUGAAAUCAUAAAUAAUUUUAAAGCCCACAUUUUAAUGAAGCCAUCAGAUGACUUUUCUAAUUUAUCAAGAGUUGAAUGCAGUUUAUAUGCAGUUCUCGUGCAACUGCCCAACUUAGAUUACCAGGAAAAAAGGCAAACAGAUUUAUUUUUCUGAAUUAAAAUAGCCCUAUCUAGGUUUUUAAAUACAUUCACCAGAUUUUAUUGAGGGCUUUUUGUAUGCUAGGUACUGUGACAGGCAAUUGACCAGAUACACAGUUAAAUCAACAAAGGCCCUGUGAUGAAAGGUCUUGGAAUCUAAUAAGAAAAAAGAGAAACACAAAUCAUGCAUAAUCAAACAAAAAUCAAUAUGUAACAAAUGCCAUAAGACCCGUAUGAACCAAGUACAAUUGAUGUUCACAGAAGAGGAAAUUUCUGGCUGACGGAGAGAUGGGAUGAAGGCCUUGAACAAGGGUACACGGUGACAGAUGGAGAGGAGAGGGAGGGCAUCCCCUGUAGGCCCAGAGGGAAGAGGGCACAGACAGGGCUUGGGCAAUGGCGAGGAGCACAGUUAGCUUGGAACAUGGAACAAUUAGGAGAGCAGCAGGAGGUAGUCAGAUUGCAAAGGGCACAGAUGCCAGGCUACCGAGUCAGGGCUAUAUUCUGUGGACAGCAGAACACCGGGAGGGCAACAAAGGACCCAGACAAGCAAAGGACUUCAACUGGAGCUGUGCUGAAGAUGGUUUAGCAAAGAGAUCGGCUUCUGGGAGAAAAGAGACACAAUAGAAUAUUGGUGACGUGGAUGAAUUUUUUUGUUUCUCAUUAAAAUGGGGACAGCAGUGUUCUAUGAAAACUGUCACAGGCAUAUUCUUCCAAAGGAAAUUAAUUUUAAUAGAAACAUAGAAGUGAUCCCCUCUCUUUCCAAAGUUUCACGCUAUGUCUCAUAGUUAAUGUAAAGUUUCAAAGUCAAAGACAAAUGUACUGUCCACUAAAGCCAGGAAGACUGGCCAGGAUAAAAAGCUGUGAACCAGCUCCAGGGGUCAGGGCAGAAAGGAGAUAAAUAGAACAGUUGGAGCAAUUGUUCUAAACCCUUUGGAAACCACAGAUUCCUUUGAGACUCUUCACAUAGCUCAUAUAUAUGUGAAAUUCUGCAUGUAAUUUCAGGGGGGUUGUAGAUCCCCUGGGCCCUAUUCAUUGAGCCCCAGAAACUCAAAUUAAGAAUCUCCGAGCUGGAAAAGAAAAAAAUAAGAGAUGUUCUAGAAGUACUAUUAGAAGGAACACACAGAGAGCCUGACACAGUGGCUCACAUCUGUAAUCCCAGCAAUGCAGGAGGAUUCCUUGAACCCAGGAGUUUAAGGCUGAAGUGAGCUAUAAUUGCACCACUGCACCGUAGCUUGGGCAAGAGAGCAACACCCUGUUUAUUAAAAACAAAAACCAAAAAAGAAAGGUAGCACACAGAAACUCACAAUGACAGAAGUUGGGGUCACCUACCCCAGAUGUUUCCAGUGAGGCUGCUUGCAGGAAUUACCUGGGGGUUAUUUUCAUUGGUAAAAUCAGACUUUUGGGGGGCAGGACUAAAAAAUCUGGAUUUGUAAUUAAUCAAGUUCAUUUUGAUGAGAAAUAAACUUUUGAAGCCAUUAAUCAGUUUCCUUAGGACUCGCAGGACAGAUGGGACACUCUGCUGUUUCUUUUCUUCUUUCUUUUCUUUGAGACAGAGUCUCACUCUGUUACCCAGGCUGGAGUGCAGUGACACAAUCUCAACUCACUGCAACAUCCGCCUCCCAGGUUCAAGUUAUUCUCCUGCCUCAGCCUCCUAAGUAGCUGGGAUUACAGGCGGGCACCACCAUGCCCUGCUAGUUUUUGUAUUUUUGGUAGAGAUGGGGUUUCACCAUGUUGGCCAGGCUGGUCUCGAACUCCUGACCUCAAGUGAUCUGCCCACCUUGGCCUCCCAAAGUGCUGGGAUUACAGGCAUGAGCCACUAUACUCAACCACUUUGCUGUUUCUUAUGAUUGUAAUAGACAUCCUUCAAUGCGUCAUUAUGUGGUUGAACCCUUGGGAGUUACUACUUGAACCUGACCUACGGUCUUAAUGCAUCUUCACUGACUUCUUUCACUUCAUUCUUCAUUCAGCAUGACCAUCAUACCCUCUUGGAAGACAACCACUCCCUCCUUCAGCCUUUCAAUUCAAACCUUUCCCACAAUGCAUGUAACUAUAGGUUCUAGUCUCAUCAUCAUCAUCAUUAUAGCACCUCAUUUUCAUGGAUUAAUGCUAAUCCCAGUGUUCUAGAGGCUAUCUCUUGAGAUUGUUGCAUACUGGGUUUCCUAUUGGAUGCCCUCCUGCAAUUCAAGGGAGACUCACUCAGAAAGCUCCGCAGAUCAGAAAAUCAGUAGAUCCUCUUAGCUGACCCUUGACCUCCAUACUAUUUCCUGAGGUUGAUUCUUUCACCAUCUCUCUGCCUCUGCAGCAACAGCAGAAAUAGCUAAAGACUAAAGAAUUAACAAAAAGAAGGCAGCCAUUUAAUUGAUGCUUCUGAUGUGAAGCAUUCUUGAUUAUUUCAGGAAGAGAGUUUUUAUAGAGUCAAACCUUUAUUUACCUACAGACAACCUAAGGCAGUAUCCUUUUCCCACCGAUCUUUCAUUUUUACAUUCCUUCCUCCUCCAACCCCUUCCUCAGUCAGAUUGAGCCACUUUGGACCAAUGAGGCUCAAAACAAGCUCAAAGAGUCAAGAUUUUAAAGAUCAAAAAUUUAAACAAAUUAUCUGGCAUCCUACCUCCUAGUUUUGAGCUUCCUUUUUUAACAGUUGGGCAACAUUGCUUAACUAGGUCCAGUUUUGCUCAGAGCAAAAGGAUGGAGGCAGCUGCAUAGGCCUGAGAAAACUGCAGUUGUGAGGCCUAGUCUUCAUGGUUUCCCAAGCUCUUUGGGCUUCCAACUGCCUUAAAAGUAGCUCAUACCUGGCCGUGUGCGGUGGCUCGUGCCUGUAAUCCCAGCACUUUGGGAGGCCAAGGCGGGCAGAUCACGAGGUCAGGAGAUCGAGACCGUCCUGGCUAACACAGUGAAACCCUGACUCUACUAAAAAUACAAAAAAUUAGCUGGGUGUGUUGGCACGUGCCUGUAGUCCCAGCUACUUGGGAGGCUGAGGCAGGAGAAUCCCUUGAACCCAGGAGAGGGAGGUUGCAGUGAGCCGAGAUCACGCCACUGCACUCCAGCCUGGGCGACAGAGCAAGACUCCAUCUCAAAAAAAAAAAAAAAAAAAAAAAGUAGCUCAUGCUCAUAUCUCACCCCUUUGGAAGAUAUCCAUUAUUCUGUUCCUGAUUUGGUAGAAAGAGAAAGGGUGGAAAGUCAAGCAGUUCUUACUAUUUGAGAGUUACUACCCGUGUGCUCUUGAGCCUGUUGCUUAAUCUCCCAAAAAUCCCAGCAUGUGUGUGUGUGGGGGGGGGUGUGGGUGUGUGAGAGACAGAGAGAGAGAGAGAGAGAGAGAAAUUGGCAUAAUUAUUCCUACCUCAUCAGAUUAUUGUGCAUAUCAAUGUGGUCCAUGAUACAAAGCACCUAGCAGUAUCUGGCUCAAAAAAAGGAUUUAGUGUCGCUUCCCUUCCCAUCUUGAGCUCUGUUUGGCAGGUCGUUGGUUAAUCAGCAUAAAUUGCAAAGUGCUAGGACUUAAAAGAUCCUAUCUCUGAAUAUAUAUCCAUACUUGCUACUCCAGAGUACAGCAUAACAAUAAGAAUGUAAAUGAUCAUGAGCAACUUAGUUAAUCACUCAAAAGCUUCAGUUUCUUCAUUCUUAAAAUGAUGGUUUUAUGUGAAUGACCUCCGAAGGUCCCCCCACUGUUUGCUUCACUGGUUUUAAACUAGAGAUAAACCAGCCCUCUGAAGUUUUUACAAUGCAACAAGGGUUGCUGCAGCUGUUUCUUAGGUUAUAAUCAUAGAAAAUAGCCCAGUAAUUCAGAAAGACAAGAAAGUAUUUAAGAAUAAAUGGCAGGAGUCCUAACAAUUACAAUCAGGUAGAAAGAUACAGAGAAGACAGAUAAUGUUAAAUUACAACUGAAAUGCAGGUGGCAAUUACAGCAACAAAAGUAAUACCAGCACAAGAGGCUAACAGCAGGUUCUGCGUUAUACAACAAAAUGUCCUUUCCAAGGGUUUUUUUUUUAAUAAUUGCACUUCUGCUAGAUUUGUAAUUACAAACAUGAAUAAUCCUCAGCAUAUAUCAUUUCUAAAGAUAGAGGCUGUAAUUCUGUUCCUGAUGAAGAGCUGAAGAAUAUCUCACACCGGUUGGUAAGUGACAGUCAGUAACUACCAGACAAUUAGGAUGAUGCAUCAGGAAAAUUGGAGUCAAAAUAUCCCAUGUACAGAUGCUGAGUCCAUCAACAAAGGAGGGAUAUCGUCAUCACAUCUAGCAGCAGAAGACACAGGAAAACCACAUCACAACAAGGAUAAAGGGCAAUGGCGUUGCUGCAGAGGACAGAACGGUCAUCACUUCGGUCCUACCUGAGUUAACUCUCAAAGACUAUGGAAAAUAACUUUAUUCUUAAAAGGCAGCCAAGGAAAAUAUUUUAAGUAGGGGGAUGUGAUUAAUGGAACAUGUAGAGCCCUCAAUAUCAAAUUACUGGUUUGCGUGUGAACCCUGUGUUUGGGUUGGACUUCUCCAUGGUAUGUAACAUUCAUGAGUUGUAAAUAGCUGAUAAUCAAGUCAGGUAAAUUUGAGAGUUAAUGAUUUAGGUUGCUUUCAGCUGGAGUCAUCCUUGACUCCUUGCUUUUCUCCCACAUUCCCCUAUACUCAGGAAAUCCUGUUGGCUCUGCCUUCAGAACAUAUCCAGAAUCCAAACCACUGCUCACCACCUUCAUCACUACAACCCUGGACCACUGCUGCAGCAUCUCCAGCCUGGCAUGGGACUGUGGCCUUCUAAGUCAGCUCCCUGCACCUUCCUUUACUGCUCCAAAAUCCUUUCCCAACACAGUAGCUAGAGUGAUCUUUUUCACUCUACUCAAAAGCCUUCUGUGGUUCCCCAUUUGAAUCAGAGUCAAAGCCAAACAAAAUGCUUCUGCAC